AAAUUGAAUACUCGGCGAAAGAAUAGAUUUGUGUUGUGUAGAUUUGAGCUUCAAGCAUUAAAAGUGAAAUAAAGCAAUACCUUUCAGCAGGUCCCGUAACGGAUUAACGAAACAGUCAACCUGCGAGUUAAGGGGGAGAAGACAUCGUGGGAAGGUAUCAUGGAUCAAGACUAUGAGUACAGGCUGCUCAGACAGAUUAAUAUCCAAAAUGAGAACGCAAGCCCCAUAAAAGCUGUGGGAGCAGUGCGAUCUCUGACACCCACCAGCUCCCCGCUGUCCUCCCCUAGCAAGCAUGGUGAUCGCUUCAUUCCCUCCCGGGCUGGAGCCAACUGGAGUGUCAACUUCCACCGCAUUAAUGAAAUUGAAAAGUCACACAAUCAAAACAGGAAAACCAAAGAUGGCACCACCGACAGCAACAAAGCGGAUGGGUUAGCCUAUUCAGCUCUGUUGAAGAAUGAACUGCUUGGAGCGGGAAUCGAGAAGGUCCAGGACCCCCAGUCCGAGGACCGUCGUUUACAGCCAUCAACCCCUGCCAAGAGGAGCCUUUUUAGUUAUUCUGUAAGCACAAAGAGGGCUUUGCCAGAAGAAGAUGGAAACACUGUUUCUCCAUAUUCUCUAUCACCUGUUAGUAGCAACAGCCAGAAACUGUUACGGUCGCCAAGAAAGCCUACGCGGAAGAUUUCUAAAAUUCCUUUCAAAGUUCUGGAUGCCCCGGAGCUUCAAGAUGAUUUCUACCUCAACCUGGUGGACUGGUCUUCCCUAAAUGUGCUCAGCGUUGGACUGGGCACCUGCGUAUACCUGUGGAGUGCCUGUACCAGCCAGGUGACACGUCUUUGUGACCUUUCUGUAGAAGGAGAUUCUGUGACGUCAGUUGGCUGGUCAGAGAGGGGUAACCUGGUAGCAGUGGGCACUCAUAAAGGCUAUGUCCAGAUCUGGGAUGCAGCAGCAGGGAAGAAGCUCUCUGUACUAGAGGGACACACAGCCAGAGUAGGUGCUUUGGCAUGGAAUGCAGACCAGCUGUCGUCUGGGAGCCGUGAUCGGAUAAUCCUGCAGCGGGACAUCAGAGCGCCACCUCUGCAGUCAGAGCGCCGUCUCCAAGGGCAUAGACAGGAAGUCUGUGGUCUCAAGUGGAGCACAGACCACCAGUUGCUGGCGUCAGGUGGAAAUGAUAACAAGCUACUCGUCUGGAACCACUCGAGCGUGCUGCCUGUACAGCAGUACACAGAGCACUUGGCUGCAGUAAAAGCCAUUGCCUGGUCACCUCACCAGCACGGGUUGCUGGCUUCUGGAGGCGGCACAGCUGACCGCUGUAUCCGCUUCUGGAACACCCUGACCGGCCAGCCCUUGCAAUGCACUGACACCGGCUCGCAGGUCUGCAACCUGGCCUGGUCCAAACACACAAACGAACUGGUCAGCACACACGGUUAUUCCCAGAACCAGAUUCUGGUGUGGAAGUAUCCCUCUCUAACUCAAGUGGCCAAACUCACAGGACAUUCCUACAGAGUACUCUACCUGGCCAUGUCGCCUGAUGGGGAGGCCAUUGUGACGGGGGCUGGAGAUGAAACACUGAGGUUCUGGAACGUCUUCAGUAAGAUGAGAUCCACUAAGGAAUCAGUCUCUGUGUUAAACUUGUUCACCAGGAUCCGAUAGUCUGCACUGUGGGGAACUAAAGAAGGGAAGAGUUUAACUCUGCAUGUCUAAAGUUGUUUUCACCUCAGUCAUCUUCUGAGGGCCACCUCGACUGCUCUUAGUUUCUUCAGCCAAGUUUUAACUGAUGGAGGGAGGUGGUGGAGAGAUCCACUGCCUAACUGUUGAGGGCUGGGAGGUGCAUGCAGCACAUCCAUUUCCCCAUUAAUGACGGAGACACUGCCUCCUCCAGCAGACUUGCGAUUCAUGACGACCAGGAGAAUUAUCAGCCUGUUUUGCGUGAUUUUGCGUUUUUAUUUUGGUGUUGUUGUUUUUUUUUUUGUUUUUUUUUUUUACACUGAUAUUGUGCAUACCUGCCAAAUAUUGAGUUUGUCCUUUUUGAUUGUCUAUUUAUUUCCUUUUUUCUUUUAUUUCUCCAUAUUCCUACAAGGUUAUUGUUAUUUCCAGUUGAAAUCGUUACUUAAAUGAGAAAAUCAGGCAAAAAAUACUAAAUUAAAAUAACCUGGAAACCAUUAUCAGUGUAGUUUAUGUUAACAAAGCGUGCAAGUUUUAAAAAAUAAUAAUAACGAUAAGUGAUUAAAGCAGAUGGUGGAAUACCAUGGUGUCUUGGACUUCUGCUUUGAGCUGUCUAACAAUAUUCAGGCUGUUACUACUUACCAGUUCAAGCCAAUUGUGUGUUUAACAGUUGGGCUCGUGUGCUUUUUUUCCCCCCCAUUUGAUAAAGAUUUAAUUUCUACCAUAUUUCUUAGUAAUUGUUGUCUGAAUGCCUGAGUUCACUUGGUGUGCUGCAUUUAAAGGAAUGCUAUUUAUUUGUUUUGUUGAAAUUUAUAGUACAGAGAUGUUUGUUUACUAAAUUUAUCAGAGCAGACAUGAGAGGCAGUUUCUCUGUGAAACUCUGGAAAUUUCUUAUAUUGCCACUUCAAAAACAAUGCUGCCAACUUAAAUUGCAGAAAGAAUGUUUAAAAUGAAAAUAUUUCUGUACUUGGACUUGUUAAACAAUUAAACAAUCAUAUCUUGUAA
Molecule: messenger RNA, 2667 nt
Organism: Cololabis saira (Pacific saury)
Lineage: Eukaryota; Metazoa; Chordata; Actinopteri; Beloniformes; Belonidae
Gene: fzr1a
Product: fizzy/cell division cycle 20 related 1a
Exons: 14
Coding region: 160-1650 (496 amino acids)
Biological process (GO): positive regulation of anaphase-promoting complex-dependent catabolic process; anaphase-promoting complex-dependent catabolic process; positive regulation of ubiquitin protein ligase activity
Cellular component (GO): anaphase-promoting complex
Molecular function (GO): anaphase-promoting complex binding; ubiquitin ligase activator activity; protein binding
Source: RefSeq, a predicted model, not a curated record